AGUGACUUAACGAUCAUAACAUUAGUUUGUAACUUGCAUUCGUCAACUUUAAAUGCUAAUUUUAUAAGAGAGCGUGUUUUUGUUUAAACACAAAAAUUAUUCCGUCGUAAAACUGCUGAUAAAGAUAUAUUGCAUUUCUGUUAUUCAUUUCAAAGAAUUAAUUGUAUUCUGCGCUGUAAGUAAUAUUUCGUUGAUCGAGUUGAUUCAUCCAAACAUUAAUCAUAUUGGGAACUGAACGUCGUAACACACGGUAAAGGUGUAAAAUUCAUAUCAUGACAACAGUAACGUCACUAUUACUUUUAUUACUGGUUUUUGCAUCGGAAAAUGCAGCAAGGCCACAACAUAAUGUUAAUAUAUCCCAGACGGGAAAUGUUAGAAUUGCAACAGUAAACGGUGCCAUCACCUGCGAUGAAAUGACAUGCCCAUCUAAUAGUAUUGGAUGUAGCGUAUCGGUGGAAACCACUGAAGAUAUGGCCAAUAUUGAAACUGUUCGGAAAUGUUAUGACAAACAAAGAGUUACUACCAAAGAAGAAAAAACAACAUCGCCGAAUCCGUAUCCUGGAACUGUAGUUUCUAGCUAUUCAGAUUCUUCUAACACUGGCGUAAUUCAACAUUUUAAUUAUGAAUUGAAUGGAGACGGGAACGAGUUUUCUUCACAAUUGGGUGCGAUAAAUACGGAAUUCCAAGAGUGGCAGGAAAAAUUCCAGAAAGAGAUGGAGGCAUUCAAUGCGAACUUUCACAAGCAGAUGUUGAAAAAUUUUCAGAGCUCGAUUCCGAAAUAGCCAAGUCAAUUGGGGUUUACCGAACGUUCAAUGGUAUGUAGGAAAAAAAUAAAAUUUGAUGAAUUCUGAA
Molecule: messenger RNA, 852 nt
Organism: Bradysia coprophila
Lineage: Eukaryota; Metazoa; Arthropoda; Insecta; Diptera; Sciaridae
Source: RefSeq, a predicted model, not a curated record